ACAGCCACAGAGAGAAACAAAAUCAAUUAUUUCAUAGUAUGUGCAAGCUUCAAACAAAUCGAAGAAAGAAAGAAAAAAAAGAAAAAAGGAAAAAAGAUGUCUUACACCUAUUUCUUUUUUGUUUUCAUAUUCUCAUCAGUCCUCACAAUUUGCGCUCAAAACCAUACUUAUGUAUACCAUGACUGUCCGAACACUACAACUUAUGCAAGCAACAGCACUUACUCCACCAAUCUCAGAACCGUUUUGACUUCUCUCUCUUCCCGCAACGCCUCAUACUCCACCGGAUUCCAAACCGCCGCAUCGGGACAAGCCCCCAACAGAGUCACCGGACUUUUCCUCUGCCGUGGAGACCUCUCGCCGGAAGUUUGCCGUAGCUGCGUCGCCUUCUCCGUCAACGACUCACUCAGUCGUUGUCCGAAUGAGAGAGAAGCCGUGCUUUAUUAUGACGAGUGUAUGCUCAGAUACUCUCACCGGACUAUUCUCUCGACCCUUUCAAGAAACGGUGAAGCUGUCUUUAGGAAUGACACGAUGAUUCCAUCUAACCAGUUAGAACGGUUCAGUAAUGUGCUAAUGUCCAACCUGACCCAAGCCGUAACUGACGCGGUGACAAGUCCUAGAAAAUUCGGUGCGAGAAAAGCCAAGUUCACAGCAUCUCAGACUGUUUACUUACUGGUUCAGUGCACUCCUGAUCUGACCGAUCAAGAUUGCUCGACGUGUCUGCAAAUAUCCUUCAAUCAGUUACCUCUAGACAAGAUUGGAGGACGUUUUAUUUUGCCGAGUUGUAAUUCAAGAUUCGAGACUUAUCCGUUCUACAACCAAACCGCCGUCAAAGCCCUGCCACCGCCACCGGUUUCAGCUCCUGAACGACCUGGGAAAGGUGGGAAAGCAAACGUGUCAGCGGUAGCCAUUGUUGUACCAGUAAUAGUGGUUGUUCUGCUUUUGAUAGCUGGUUAUUGUUUCUUUGCAAAGAAGAAGAAGAAGGCUUAUGAUACAGCACCUUCAAUUGAUGGAGAUGAAAUAUCAAGCGCAGACUCGCUUCAACUGGAUUAUAGGAUGAUUCAAGCUGCAACAAAUGAUUUUUCAGAGAGUAACAAUAUUGGUCGAGGUGGUUUCGGCGAGGUUUACAAGGGUACAUUUCCGAAUGGGACUGAAGUUGCGGUAAAGAGAUUGUCGAAAUCUUCUGGACAAGGUGACGCAGAGUUUAAGAACGAGGUUGCAGUUGUUGCAAAGCUUCAGCAUAGAAAUCUGGCUAGGCUUCUUGGAUUUUGUAUAGAAGGAAAAGAAAGGAUACUGGUCUAUGAGUAUGUGCCUAACAAAAGUCUUGACUACUUCCUCUUUGACCCUGCUAAGGAAGGCCAGCUGGACUGGAGUCACCGGUACAAGAUCAUUGGUGGAAUUGCUAGAGGGAUUAUAUAUCUUCAUCAAGAUUCGCGACUCACAAUCAUACACCGUGACCUCAAAGCGAGUAACAUUCUUCUUGAUGCGGAUAUGAAUCCGAAAGUUGCUGAUUUUGGAAUGGCAAGGAUCUUUGGAAUGAACCAAACCGAGGAGAGUACAAGGAGAAUAGUUGGGACUUACGGUUACAUGUCUCCUGAAUAUGCGAUGCGUGGCCAGUACUCAAUGAAAUCCGAUGUCUAUAGCUUUGGAGUGUUAGUUCUUGAGAUUAUAAGCGGCAAGAAAAACAGCAGCUUCUUCGAGACAGACGGAGCACGAGACUUGGUCACAUACGCAUGGAGGCUCUGGAGGAACCAGACACCAUUAGAUCUGGUGGCUCCGGUUAUGAGACAUAAUUGCCAAAUGAAUAAAGUGGUUCGAUGCGUCCAUAUCGGUCUUUUAUGUGUUCAAGAAGAUCCUGCGGACCGUCCAACUUUAUCAACCAUUGUUAUGAUGCUGAGUAGUAACACUGUGACUUUACCAGUGCCUAAGCAACCAAAAUUUUUCGCUCAGAGUAGACCUAAAAAAGACCUGCUUGAUUCAGAACAAUCUACUAAAAGCAACUCUGUCCCUUGGUCGAUUGACGACGCAUCAAUCACUGAAUUAUAUCCUCGUUGAAAAUGAAAUGCCUAUAGCAACAUGUGUUAUUGGAGGUAAUUUUAAAUCUUCUUUAGAUGUAGAAAUGUUUUAUAUAUAUUAAGACAAUGUUUGGAAUAUAUUUAUGUUCUUAUUAA
This is a messenger RNA of Brassica oleracea var. oleracea, 2168 nucleotides long. Its product is annotated as cysteine-rich receptor-like protein kinase 10. Gene Ontology annotation, molecular function: protein kinase activity; ATP binding. The record is from RefSeq and is a predicted model, not a curated record. Gene Ontology annotation, biological process: protein phosphorylation. Bases 97 to 2052 code for a protein of 651 amino acids. NCBI's taxonomy places the organism in Eukaryota, Viridiplantae, Streptophyta, Magnoliopsida, Brassicales, Brassicaceae. The transcript is spliced from 7 exons.